AUGUUAGAUACAAACCUUAUGAAAAGUGACCUAGAAGAAAUCUGUUGUGGCCUUGGUAUUUCCACAGAAGGAACUAAGGCAGAUCUAAUACAAAGAAUAAGAGAUUUUUCAAGUGAAAGAAAUUGCACAAUACCUGAAAAAUCAGAUAAUGAAAAAAGGAUAAACUAUGAUGAAAAUGAUGAAUUAACAGGUUCUGAAUACCUGGAUGAAGAAGACAUACUUGAAUUGCUAUUUCCAGGAAAAUGUGAGGGUGAAAGUUCAGAGAUCCUAGAAUGCAAAAUGAUAUUAGAAUUUAAAAAAUUAGAAAAUGCAGUUCUGGGUUUUAAUGAUAGGUUAAAUUUAGUAUCUGCUCAAAUACGCAAUACCUGGCAAAGAGUUGAAAUAAAUGAAGCUUAG
This is a messenger RNA of Dentiscutata heterogama, 396 nucleotides long. NCBI's taxonomy places the organism in Eukaryota, Fungi, Glomeromycota, Glomeromycetes, Diversisporales, Gigasporaceae. The record is from the annotation of a GenBank genome assembly.